Aptenodytes forsteri (emperor penguin) is the source of this 319-nucleotide messenger RNA. RefSeq names its product mitochondrial ribosomal protein S16 (gene MRPS16). Gene Ontology annotation, cellular component: mitochondrial small ribosomal subunit; ribosome. The record is from RefSeq and is a predicted model, not a curated record. The transcript is spliced from 3 exons. The coding region runs from base 95 to 319 and encodes 74 amino acids. Gene Ontology annotation, biological process: mitochondrial translation. Lineage: Eukaryota; Metazoa; Chordata; Aves; Sphenisciformes; Spheniscidae. Gene Ontology annotation, molecular function: structural constituent of ribosome.
CGUCCGUCCGUCCGUCUGGGGGUGCGCUGGCCGCUGCGCUUCCGGCCCCUCCUCCGUCAUCGCGCCGCGACACAAAGAGGUCCCCGCCGCCGCCAUGGUGCAGCUCGGUAGCCGCCUCCUGAAGGGCUACCGCGGCGGGCACGUCGUGAUCCGCUUCGCCCUCGGAGGCUGCACCAACCGGCCCUUCUACCGCAUCGUGGCAGCGCACAGCAGGCGCGCGCGCGACGGGAAGUACCUGGAGCAGCUCGGCUGCCUCCACCCGCUGGCCAACCAAUGGCAUGACUACUGCCAGCUUCCAUUUGCCUGCUGCACUCAUUGA